Molecule: messenger RNA, 244 nt
Organism: Funneliformis caledonium
Lineage: Eukaryota; Fungi; Glomeromycota; Glomeromycetes; Glomerales; Glomeraceae
Source: the annotation of a GenBank genome assembly
AGGAAUUGAUAGAAAACCUCGUUAUGAUAAUACAAGAGACAUACAUCUUGCUGACCAAUAUUAUGAGAAAGAAUAUAAUGACGAGGAAUAUACUUCAGAAGAAUAUUAUGAAGAAGACGAAUAUGAAGUCAAUCUUAACACUAGUAAGUUUCAAAACCCACCUAAAAUAACUGUUGAAGAAUUAGAAAUGGAAGAACCAACACCAGAACCCGUGAUCGAACUAGUUAGAAUUGAAAAGCAUUAA